This is a messenger RNA of Varanus komodoensis (Komodo dragon), 3066 nucleotides long. Its product is annotated as tRNA N(3)-methylcytidine methyltransferase METTL2-like. Lineage: Eukaryota; Metazoa; Chordata; Lepidosauria; Squamata; Varanidae. The record is from RefSeq and is a predicted model, not a curated record. Gene Ontology annotation, molecular function: tRNA (cytidine-N3)-methyltransferase activity. The coding region runs from base 17 to 1204 and encodes 395 amino acids. The transcript has 8 exons.
CGCCUCCUGGUUUUCCAUGGCGGCGCUCAGCGACCAGGGAAAGAAAAGGAAACCGUUCGGGACACGCUUUCUCACCGACCCGACUCGCCUUUUCCAGCACAACGCCUGGGAUAAUGUGGAGUGGACUGAAGAGCAGGAAGCUGCUGCAGAAGCAAAGGUCCAAGAGAACAGUAUACAGUUGAUACCGCAAGAUCAGCGAGAUGCUUAUGAGAAAAAUGCCAACAAGUACUGGAACGACUUCUACAAAACCCACGAAAAUGGUUUUUUCAAAGACCGACACUGGCUUUUCACUGAAUUUCCUGAACUGGCUUCAAAACAGUGUGACAGUCAGGUUGGCAUACUUGUCCCUGAGGAUGCUGUAGGAAACACCAAAAACUCAGGACUUCAUUCGGUGGAGACUGGGGUGUCAGAGCAUGUGGACUCUGGAACAAACAGCUGUAACAGCAUUCACCAGUUGCAUAUAUCAGAUGAAAUGGCAUUACAGAAGCUGGAGGAACAAAAGCUAAGAGAUGGUGACUUCCCAGGCUCAUCUGCUACCUACCGAAUACUAGAGGUGGGGUGUGGUGCAGGAAACACAGUUUUCCCCAUUCUCCAGACUAACAAUGAUCCAGGCUUAUUUGUAUAUUGCUGUGACUUCUCAACUACAGCAAUAGAGCUUGUCCAGGCUCAUCCAGAAUAUGAUACAUCUCGCUGCUUUGCCUUCGUUCAUGACCUGUGUGAGACUCAGAUGCCGUUUCCAAUACCGGAUGAGACUCUUGAUGUGGUGGUUCUCAUCUUUGUCCUUUCAGCCAUUCUUCCGGAAAAAAUGCAGGGUAUUAUCAUCAGACUUAGCCAGCUUUUAAAGCCUGGUGGAAUUAUUUUGUUACGAGAUUAUGGACGUUAUGAUCUAGCCCAGCUCCGCUUUAAGCAAGGUCAGUGUUUGGCUGAUAACUUCUAUGUGAGAGGAGAUGGCACCAGAGUUUAUUUCUUUACACAAGGUAAUGGAUUUCCAGCUCCAACCACAGGCUGUCGAGGCUUAGAUUCUGCUUGCCAACAAGAGGCAACUGUUUGGAAAACUGAAACUUCUUGGAACAGAGGAAGUUACCUCAUACCGAGUCAAACCAUUGGUCCAGCUAGCCCAGGACUGUUGAAAAUCACUGGCAGCGGCUGUAGCUCUCCAGGGAUUCAGGCAGGGCUUUUCCAGGCUUACCUGGAGAUGACCUGAGACCUUCUGUAUGCACAGCAGAUGCUCUGUGACUGAGCCAGGGACAUAGGAGGGCAGUGGGUAGGAAGUGAUACUUUAUUAAAAGUGACUGUUGAUUGCAGGGAAAAAACAGGUAGAUAAUCUGUUUCAAACCAUUUCUGAUAUCGCUUUUAUAUACACGUGGAGCUGUGGUGUGCUUCCUCCUGCCAUGAGAAAUGCUAUUUUUUGUCAUUCAAGAAGAACAAAAUCCUAAAGGCAGGAUAACAAAAAUAUCCAAAUCUCAGAAAGAAGAUGGUAAGUAAGGAAGCACAAAUAUUUUAAUUUGAGUUAGAUGCAGGCAACCUUUUUGGGCUGUCGGCACAUUUGUCAAUUAAGGACCACCUGGGCACCUCCACAAAAUAUAGCUCACUUGAGUGGCAUGGCCAAAAGGCUGAGUACAAGGAAAAAGUGGGAUUUGAGUCCUAAAACACUAAACAGAACAAGAGAAACUUAUUUCGGAGCAGUCCCAGCUGCCAGUUAGAAAAUGUGAUAAAGUGGGAUGGGUAGGAAUCUUCAGUAGGCAUGAAGAAAGGUAUCUGGGGGUACAUUGGUAUUGGUGAGCACUGUAUUGCUUAGCCAUGAUUUAAAUACUGGUUUACAGAUUCAAAUAUUACAGUUGGAAAAACAAUUUGGCUAUUGGAAAACUGCUGCAGGCUGGCAUGUUCCAUGGCUUUGUAAACAUAGUUUGCAUCUAUGCAUACUUCGGUUACUGCUAACCAUUGCUUUCCCCCAAACCAGUGCAUGCACUUAUUCUUUGUUUUUAUUAACAUUUUAUGAGGGGAUACACUCAUAAAGGAGCCCUAGUUGUUUCUGUUUUGCUGUCUUGCUCUAAGAUCUCGCAUUUUACUUCACCAUUGGCACACUGGUUGGGUUUGCACGACAUGACAACCCAUCGUGGGUGAUAAUCCAAAGUGGUUUGUCCUGUUGCAUGAACCCAGAGCAAUUCCUGCAGGGAGGCUUGCUUGAGAGCAACAAGCCACUCUGAUAACCCAUGGCUUUUUGCACUCAUAUUGAGUUGCCAAAUAGCAAAACCCCCUUACUGCUCUUACCAGUCUUGCCUGGACACCCACCAGUGCCAGCUGCCCCCAGAUGCCCAAUCAACUCUUGGUGUUAGCUAGCCUGAGCUUGCUGUCCUCCCUUCUGGAGUUGUGAACUGUUUCAGCUUGCUGCAGCUUUUUUACACUUCCCCCUCUUCACUUUGGACAUCAUGAAGUCAUGCUUGACAGAUGGUUAUUACAAUUUGUUUUGAUAAUCCGUUCAGAGUCCCCAAAUGGCACCUUGGUUGGGCUUUUUGGGGUUGCCAAGAUAAUUUUUAAUUUGGGAGUGAUCCCCUAAUGUGUACAAGUAUUUGCGCACAUUAUUUUAAAAGAUUUUCCAGUCUUUUGCAAGUUCUGCAAGUUGCAGAAGUCUGAAAAUGGGCAGCUUGGACAAUCUCCAGGGAAGAACCUGCUGUCAGCAUGCAGUAGGUGUGAACCAAGAAGUUCCCAGUAGUCUUUCCCACUUUCAUUUGCUUUGACAGCUGUCAAAAAGUGAGCUGUCAAACCAAACACAAAUGAUCAUUGCUUGUGAAAAGGGGAUGGUAGGAUUUACAUCCCCUUUGUACCCUUCCUUUUCUAUUUUAACUACACUGCCUUAAGAGUUCUCUUACUUUUCCAUUUGUUCUUGAGAUUCUAGGUGCUCAGGAACAUGGAAAAGCCACUCCUUUUAAAGGAAGCUGUUAGUUUUGGCAAUUCUCUGCUGAAAUGCCAGUUCCUUUAAUGGGGUGGGGUUUGGCAAAAAUCCACCUUUUUUAAUGAAUAUGUUCCUAUAAACAAUCCAUUGAGAUCCCUGUUGAAAAGCUUUUU